Messenger RNA from Drosophila navojoa, 993 nucleotides. RefSeq names its product ion transport peptide (gene ITP). The record is from RefSeq and is a predicted model, not a curated record. Gene Ontology annotation, cellular component: extracellular region. NCBI's taxonomy places the organism in Eukaryota, Metazoa, Arthropoda, Insecta, Diptera, Drosophilidae. Gene Ontology annotation, molecular function: neuropeptide hormone activity. Gene Ontology annotation, biological process: circadian rhythm.
AGAGGAACAAAAUCAAUUUAAAUACCAUAGAAAACGUGCAGAAUUGUUAUUUGAUUCCCUUUUGUGCUGUGUCACGCCCAUCUAUGCCGCCUAGGCCGCGUCAACGCAACGCACAUAAAGAUCUAACGAAAAUCCAUACAAAAUGGCGAUAAAUUCAAGCGCCAGAGAAACGCCCCAGCGUCAAGUUUAAAAAGAAAGUAAACGCAAGAUCAAUGAUAACCCACAAAACAACAACAACAACAAAUACCAAAAUUGUAUGCAACAAAAGUUUGCCAAAAAAGGAACGGCCGAUAGGCGGCGAUAAACGCCAAACGCGAAUCAAAAACGAGAACGAGACCGAGACCGAGACCGAGACCGAGAAACUCGCAUCGAACACGAAACAAGCGCCUAAGAUGUGUUCCCGCAACAUAAAGAUCUCGGUGGUGCUGUUUCUUGUUUUGAUACCCAUAUUCACAGCGUUGCCACAUAAUCACAAUUUGUCGAAGCGCAGUAAUUUCUUCGAUCUGGAAUGCAAGGGCAUCUUCAACAAGACCAUGUUCUUUCGCCUGGAUCGCAUCUGUGAGGAUUGUUAUCAACUUUUCCGUGAGACGAGUAUACAUCGACUAUGCAAGCAAGACUGCUUCGGAUCGCCGUUCUUCAAUGCCUGCGUUGAGGCGCUGCAGCUGCACGAGGAUAUGGACAAAUAUAACGAAUGGCGCGAUACCCUGGGACGCAAGUAAAGUGUGGACGGAACGAAACAAAACGGAAUGAAACGAAACGAGACGGACGGGCAAUACGUGAAGAGUAAAGCUAUAGCUGAACGCAUAUUACUACUACUACCUAUAUACUAUACAACAUAUUUAAAUAUUAUGCUAUUUACACACACACUCAUACACCCACACAUACAUACAUACAUACAGAGAGAUCACAGCAACAUAUACAACAAUCGUCUAAAAAUUAUCACAGCGAAUACGCGAAUUAUAUUUAAGUAAACAAAAAACUAAUUAUAUAUAU